UGUUGUUGUUUGCUGUUGUUUGUUAUUAUAUACAAUUGCUUAUCAUAUACUCUUCUUUUUCUCUUAUUACAAUCCUCUUUUAAUAAUCCUAUCCCUCCUCCGAGGCCAAUCCUCUUCGCUUCACUCUUCAUACCGCGUCAGCCCAAACCCUGCGGCGGUCAGCGUUCUUCGGUUGGUCUGACGCCGGACUUCCGCGAUUUGUCCUUCACCGCUUCUUCUCGGUUUCUUCUUCGUAUUCUUCUUCUUCUUCUUCGUCUUUAUAUCUUCUUCUUCUCUACUACUUCUUCUCUCUUCCUGGCUCAUGCCUCCUCCUCCCUCCGCUGAUUCUCCAUGAGCGACUCCUCGAGCCCCGCCUCCGCCAACAGGCAGAUCACUCUGCCCGAUGCUCAUCCGGCCUUCGACAGCGACCAUCUCGAGGACGCCAGCGACCUCAAACGUCGCCGUAUCGCCCGCGCCUGCGACUGCUGUCGGAGAAAAAAGAUCAAAUGCGACGGAAGAAUACCUUCCUGCACAAAUUGCAUCAACUACAAAACAAAAUGCGUCGUCACCUACGUCGAGAAGAAGCGGAAUCCUCCUAAAGGGGCUAAAUACAUCGAGUCCCUGGAAUCUCGCUUAGAGCGCAUGGAAGACCUUAUCCGCUCCCUCGUCCCCGAAUUCCAGCCCGACGCCUCAGAAGUCGACCAGGCUGAUCUCGAGCAAGCCGUCAUCUCUCGUCUUCGUCAGGCCGUCGGCACUCCUUCCGCCGCCGAGACAUUCAUCAUGCCUCCCCUCAAGGAGGAAUCCAAUGCUGACUCUCCUCUCUCAAUGAGUCCCGCCGGCCCCGUCGACCACGACAGUGCGGGACCCGUUCCUACUCACUUGAGCGCUACCGACAGCGAAGACGCUGCUCACGAUGCAGCCGACCCUCCCGAGCGCUCUUCCACAGACUCCACCGAAUCCUCCCCUACAUUAACAAAGUCAGCAACAGCAGCAGCAGCUUCAACUACCACCACCACAGCAACAGCCUCCGCCGCCAAGGCUCCUGCAGAUAUGGCGGCACCCUCGCGCGUGCUUUCACGAGUAAAACGCGCCGAUCCUACAACCCAGCCAGAGAAGAGCAACAUGUCUCCGUUCGUCAUCGCUUCGAGCGACGGCGAGAGCAAAUUCGUCGGCUACUCCUCCUCCUUCUCUCUCUUCUCCCCGCGCGGUCUGCAAUGGAUCCGAGAAAAGUCCGGCGUGAGCGACGUCGCCGAGCGAUUAAGCCUCCUGAGAGACUGUCAGAAUAAUGUGGAGGGCGGCGACGACGACAGCGCGCCUGCGGCAUCGUUCUCCUCUGCAAAUCGUACGAGUCCGUUCAUUGUCCCUCCUGGGCUAGACUCGCCUACUGGUACGUCGCCGGUGUCGAUGGUGACUCCGUAUGGAAAACUGACGCUGCCGCCCCGGGAGACCUCGCUGAGAUCGAUCAGUGCGAUCGACGAGCACAUCUAUCCGAUCCUGCCUAUUUUCAGCCGCGAAGAGUCGAUGCAGAUCUUUGAUCGGGUGUACUCUGGCCAGCCGUACCGGAUUCUCGACUACGCGGCCAUCAAUGCCAUCAACGCGAUCGGCAUCCGGUCUAAAGUGAUGUCGAUGUCGAAACAGAUGGACCCGGCGAUGUCACAGGAGUUUCGGGAGUCCGGCAGCGGCGACGAACCGCGGCCAAAGCAUCCAAACAUAGGCGGCCCGCAUCCGAAUCCGGAGAUGCAGCGCGUCGUCGACACCGGCUGGGGCUACUUCACGAACGCGCUGCAGUACCUGAAAGACAUUGUGGUUGGCAACAGCAGCGUGACGGCGGUGCAGACGCUGCUCGCGCUCGCGCUGUAUCUAGAGGGAUCAGACUCGGCGGAGAUGUCGUACAUGAUUGCGGCGAACGCGACGCGGAUGGCGCUGUGCAUCGGUCUGCAUAUGAACACGAGCGGGUACGGGCUGACGCAGCGCGAGAUCGACCGGCGACAGCGGAUUUUCUGGAUCUGCUAUAUAAUUGACAAGGAUAUGACGCUGCGCACGGGGCGACCGCCGUUUAUGUCAGACCAGGAUAUUUCGACGGAGGUGCCGUCGCCGGAGCAGAAGGCGAUUGUGCCGACCGAGGUUUUCUUGUCGCUGAUCCGGUUCUCGCUCAUUCAGAGUAAGACGUAUAAUCGGCUAUACUCUGCGGCCGCGUCGCGGCUAUCACAGAACGAGCUGCUGGACGCGAUCGGAGAGCUGGACAAGGAGCUGCUAGAGUGGCGAGAUUCGAUGCCGCUACGAUACCGGCCCGACCACGAGAUCAUCGAGCAGGACCCGCGGCGACUGGUGCAUUUUAUCUACAUCCACCUGACGUACUACAACUGUCUGACGUCGAUCCAUCGGAUGUCUCUGCACCAUCCGGCGUGGCGACGGCAGCAGAUGGCGCCAGCUACGGCGGCGCAGGGGAUUCCGCGAAAUCCGCGGGUGUUUGCGUCGGCGGCGUUGUGUGUGCAGGCCGCGCGGGCGACGAUUUAUUUGCUAAAGUACUUUGAUAGUAUGGAGUACUCGUGCGGAUGGAUGGUAUUGUAUUUCUCAAUCACGUCGUUUGUGAUUUUGUUUGCGAAUUGUUUGGAGAACCCACAGCAGCCGUCGUCGAGGUCAGAUUUGGCGCUGAUGAGUUUGGUGGUGAGGUUUGUGAGGUUAGUGCUGGAUGGGACUAGUAAUGAGACGAUGGGGGCGCGGACGAUGCGGUUCAUGACGGAGACGGUGAAGAUUGCGACGGCGGUGAUUGAGAAUGCGGAGAGUGCGAGGCUGCAGGCGAAGAAUAGAGGGGAGGGCGCUGAGCCCUCUCAGCAGCAGCAGCAGCGUGCUCAAGAGCAGCAGCAGAAGCAGCAGCAGCAACAGAAGCAGCAACAGCAGCAGCAGCAGUUGCAGCAGCAACAACUACAGCAACAGCAACAACAACUACAGCAGCAGCAGAUGCAAUUGAAUCAAGAACUCGCACAACAGAGUUUACUCGUUACAGACUUUCCUACCGGAGAUCGGUAUACCGAUUAUGCGCAGUCGUUGCUGGCCGGAUCACAGCAGUCUGGAGGACAGACACCAUCAAACAAUCAGAUCAAUAUCCCGUACGUGUUUGCGGGAUCAGGGAUGGGCACGGAUUUGAUGGGUAUCUAUCGAAGUUUCCCGAUGGAAAGCGUUGUGUCUUCGCCUACGAACUGGACGCCAUCUACAGGAGGACACCGGCAAUCACAAGACGGGUCUUCGUCAUGGACGACGGCGCAGUUGCAGCUCAAGCAGCCGCCGACGCCGCUGGGAAGUUCAUCUUCAGGGUUUGGAUUACGGGAAGCAGAUGGCGAAGGACGGGGUGCGGCGGAGACGGUGAACAGCGCGAUCGCGAAUAGUACGCUGGGGAACGCGAAUGUAGUUGCGGACGACCAACUGUCGCCGUUUUCGGUGAGCGGCGGGAUGCCGAGCAGGCUGGCGAACGCGGGGGAUGAUAUGAUGGAGGACUUGGAGCCGUCGAUUAUACCGAAGGAGAUGUGGACGUUCCCGACUACGUUCUCAUGGGACUGGGGGAGUGGGAUUAUGGGGGGAGAAUCGAUUGUGGGGAUGAAUGGGGUGGAGGAUGAGGAGGAAAAGUAGUCGGACUAUAGAGAUGAGAUAAAUGUUGUAAUUAAAGGUCUAUGUCUGGAUGGAGAGCUACAAUGUAUAAUAUAGUAUUAAUGAUAGCUAAUUGAAAUAAGUACAG
Myxozyma melibiosi is the source of this 3712-nucleotide messenger RNA. RefSeq names its product fungal-specific transcription factor domain-containing protein. Gene Ontology annotation, molecular function: DNA binding; DNA-binding transcription factor activity, RNA polymerase II-specific; zinc ion binding. The record is from RefSeq and is a predicted model, not a curated record. Lineage: Eukaryota; Fungi; Ascomycota; Lipomycetes; Lipomycetales; Lipomycetaceae. Bases 331 to 3606 code for a protein of 1091 amino acids. Gene Ontology annotation, biological process: DNA-templated transcription; regulation of DNA-templated transcription. The transcript is spliced from 3 exons.